CAGGUCAUCAGUUGUAUAUGGAAGCAUUCUGGUGCUCCUUUGGUGUACCUAGCCUGUGAUCUUCUAGGGCAGGAAGAGAUACUCGUAAAUGUCUCCAGAACAUUUGGUACAAAGAUUUUUAUUGAUAAAGAAAAUAAUCCAGUAUGUUUCCAGGCUCUGAAGCUCGUUGUUCCCGAAAUUCUUUCGCAAGAUCCAUCUUGUCGCUUCCAUGUGCUUGAUGGAUUUCCUAAAUUGUACGAAAGAGCAGAAGCUAAGUUUGCUGAUGCCCGAGCUAGUUGUCAGCCUGAGCCUCUUAUAGUACACCCUUCGGCACAGUGGUAUGUAUGUGAGGAAAGGUUUUCAGAAUUUGAGAAACAAAUGAAGGAGAGAUGCAAUGAAGCAGUGAGGGAUAAAUUUGGUGUUUGGCAUGUCUGUUACUCAAUGCACUCAUGUAGGGAAGAAUUAGAGUGGGCACUUCAACUUCUUGCACCCAAACGGGUAAUUUCAACGACACCUGGUUGCUGGGCUAUGGAGCUUAAUUAUGUUAGAAAGCAUUGUUCUUACACUCAACUAGCUUCUGAUGACCCUAUCUGGAAGAUUCUUAAUAUAAAUAUGGAGGCUUGUUUACCCACUGAUGCAUUAAUCAAACUUUCAAAUUGUUCGUCCAUGGUUGAAAAGACAGUCAAAUCUUGUGCCGAGUCACAAUCGCAACUGAUGAAGAUAUCUACUAGUCAGAGAGCACUUUUGAACGUGUCUCUCCCCAGCAAAAAAUCACCUGUUACAUUAUUUGGAAGAGCAAGGCUUGGUCUUCAAGAAUCUACUUUGUUUCAUGAAGACAAGGAAAUGGUACCCCUACAUGAUGACUCUCUACGUAGUGUUUCUGAAAAUAUAGAAUCAGAUAUCUUGUUCCAAAAUGGUGUUGAAGCAGAAUGCGAAAAAUCAGAGGAGAUCAAGAAAGGGUUGGAAGUUAUUGACACAAAAUGUGAUGUGGCAGAAGAGCUGAAACCAGGAACUUGCAAACGUUGUUCUUAUUCACCCAUCGGAUCAUCUAGCUUUAAUGAAAGCUUGAGAAAAUUGUAUAGAUCUAUGAAUGUGCCUGUGCCUGAGCCUCUUCCCUCCUUGGUGGAGCUCAUGAAAGCCAAACAACGUAGCAAGAGAAAAUUUUAG
This is a messenger RNA of Ilex paraguariensis (yerba mate), 1146 nucleotides long. NCBI's taxonomy places the organism in Eukaryota, Viridiplantae, Streptophyta, Magnoliopsida, Aquifoliales, Aquifoliaceae. The record is from the annotation of a GenBank genome assembly.